GCUGUGUUAAAACCUCAGCGAAUUGAUUCAACUGUGAUCGAAUUUCAGUAAUUUUUAAUGGUAGGAGAAGAAUAUUUGUUUACGAUGCCAAUGCUACCAACCGGGGGUGAAUAACAAUAACUCACACCUGCACUGGAAAUCAAGAGACUCUUCGAUAAGCACAAUCUUUGUUUACAAACAUUUCCCGUCCCUCGAAAGGAGUACUGUUCGACUGGUGGAAGUUACGAUCGCUCCUUACCUAAAUGAAUAUCCUCACUUUGGAUUAGUAAGUGAUCGUUCGGUGCCCGAAACGGUCGAACUGGUUACGUAAACGCAUAUCUUCGGCAUAAAAUUAGAAAGUUGCGCCAGUGAUCUCUAUUUUCUAUCAGAAAAAUCAACAUGGCGCUGAAAAUCAAGUGCAAGUACUAAUCGAAUUACGGGAACAAAGGUUAUCGUAGGAUGGAUUUAAAAAAGUGCGAGUGAUGUUAAAGGGCAAAUCUAGUGUAGUUUCAGUUAUCAAGCUCUAUACUUUCAGAAGAUAGCAUAGAGUGCCACGAACCGAUUGCCUGUUGUGAUGGCAGACAGCCAGGGACAAACAGUCGAAUAUCAAUGGGCCUACUCCAUCAUGGAUUCCAGCCGGGUGUCCACUUUCGUCAUUUCCAUGCUGCUGAUUGUUUAUGGCAGUUUUCGAAGCCUGAACAUGGAACAGGAGGCGCGGGAGAAAUCGCACGGGGCCACCAAUUGUUUACUCAACCCAUCUCAAACCGUUCAGCCUGAGAACAACGUCCAAACGUUGGACACCAUGCAUGCUCUAUGUUUACCACUUGGAGCGAGCAUCUCUUUGCUGGUCAUGUUUUUCUUCUUCGAUUCCAUGCAAAUGUUGUUUGCGAUUUGUACGGCAAUAAUUGCUACGGUUGCUUUGGCCUUCCUGCUUCUUCCAAUGUGCCAGUACAUAAUCAGACCAUGUUCGGAUGGAACGAAGAUAUCUUUCGGGAUAUGUGGCCGAUUCACUUCAGCCGAAUUACUCUCGUUUUCCCUAUCCGUCUUCAUCGUUUGCAUUUGGGUAUUAACAGGUCAUUGGCUAUUGAUGGACGCAAUGGGCAUGGGUCUAUGCGUUGCGUUCAUAGCGUUUGUCCGAUUGCCCAGUUUGAAAGUUUCCACCCUCCUGCUGACUGGCCUGUUAAUUUACGACGUGUUUUGGGUGUUUUUCUCCUCGUACAUAUUCAGUGCGAAUGUUAUGGUUAAGGUCGCCACAAGGCCAGCGGAAAAUCCAGUCGGUUUGGUGGCUCGGAAAUUGCACAUUGGGGGCGUUGCCAAAGAAGCGCCCAAAUUGAGCCUGCCUGGAAAGUUGGUGUUUCCCAGCAUACAUAACAGCGGACACUUUAGCAUGUUGGGUCUUGGCGAUAUUGUAAUGCCCGGUCUUCUGCUGUGCUUCGUACUACGCUAUGACGCUUACAAGAAAUCUCAGGGCUUGGCCGCGCCGGGCUCAAAACUCACUUACUUCCACUGUUCCCUGCUCGGCUACUUUCUGGGCCUUUUGACUGCAACAGUCAGUUCCGAAGUGUUUAAAGCGGCACAACCAGCGCUGCUUUAUCUGGUUCCAUUUACUCUCUUGCCUCUGUUAACGAUGGCUUACCUCAAAGGUGAUUUGAGGAGAAUGUGGUCUGAACCGUUUAAGUCUUUAAAUGUAACCAAACAUUUACAAGACGUGUGAUAUAAAUAAACUGAUGGUACAACCGUUACUACUUUAGGACGUAACUCAAUUACUUAAGAAGCAGCGCAAAAAAUCGGUGUGCUGAUUUGAGCGUUGGUCAUCAAUGCACCGAUUUUUGCGACAAUGAAUACCGAACAUGUUAUCAUCGAGUGGCUGAAUGAAAUGUUUUAAGUAAGACAUUGAAUAAUUUCCAAUAAUUUGAUGAUUGAACGUGUGCCGAUGGAGUUGCUCUCUUAACGUUUUUUAAUUUCGUUUUCCACUUGUGAAGUGUGCGAUCGUUAGGAACUGAACUGCAAAGUGCUUAGAAUGAUACAUCACGAUUUGGUUGAAAGGUUUUGUAGAAUGAUUCUAGAGGAUUUACUUUUAAACAGUACUCACUUUACAUCAGUCAAUAACUUAGUGAAAUAUUCCGUGUACAUAAGCCCAACUAGGUGAAAUUUACUGAUUAAGUUUAUUACGCUAUUCUAUAUGGAACACUGCUACAAAUACUUUAAAGAGCACAUUAUUUAUUUGAACUUUACAUGUGCAAAGACUGAAUUCACGAUGUAUCAACUUUCUUGCAUAUGCUAGAAGGAGACAGGCCACCAUUCGUUUUUGUACGUAGCUGGUUAAGGACGUGACCAUUUCAUCAAGCUAACUUGUAAUAUGUAGUUUUUUAUUUCCCGAAAAGUCUUCGAUGUUUAAUUUGUACGGGCCAUCCCUAUAUUUACAACAACAGGCAAGAAUUAGGAACCGAAAGCCCAUUACAUUAUGACUACUGCCUCUAGUUAAUGAUUAUUUUUUCUGUGAUAGAGAUAAGAAUGUCUUACUUCCACCCAUAGAGGAAUCUCUCUAUAAAACAAAUCUCACUCUAAUUGUGACAUUAACGACGCGUUUUUCCAUCCCUUGAUUUUCAAAUUACUGUUAAUCUGUUGAUAGUGUACAUAUUGAUCUAACGAAAUAUUAGCACAUAGUUUACAUUGAUGAUUCUCGAACAAAGGAUUGUCGAAAUAUCUUUUCGAAUGAUAACAUGAUGUUUUUUUCAAACGACAAAUACGUUUUUGUAUGUUUUUAUUUACUGAUUUUCGACGCAAAAAAUGCAUCAUUUUAAAUGGCGUUUUGUUAUAGAAUUAUAGUAUUAUUAGAAAUCUAUCAAAGCUA
This is a messenger RNA of Dendroctonus ponderosae (mountain pine beetle), 2833 nucleotides long. RefSeq names its product signal peptide peptidase-like 3 (gene SppL). The transcript has 7 exons. Gene Ontology annotation, molecular function: aspartic endopeptidase activity, intramembrane cleaving. The record is from RefSeq and is a predicted model, not a curated record. Gene Ontology annotation, biological process: membrane protein proteolysis. The coding region runs from base 554 to 1693 and encodes 379 amino acids. Gene Ontology annotation, cellular component: Golgi-associated vesicle membrane; lumenal side of endoplasmic reticulum membrane; cytoplasmic side of endoplasmic reticulum membrane. NCBI's taxonomy places the organism in Eukaryota, Metazoa, Arthropoda, Insecta, Coleoptera, Curculionidae.